Carya illinoinensis is the source of this 1427-nucleotide messenger RNA. Its product is annotated as ethylene-responsive transcription factor 5-like. The transcript has a single exon. Bases 118 to 1083 code for a protein of 321 amino acids. Gene Ontology annotation, molecular function: DNA-binding transcription factor activity; DNA binding. The record is from RefSeq and is a predicted model, not a curated record. Gene Ontology annotation, biological process: regulation of DNA-templated transcription; ethylene-activated signaling pathway. Lineage: Eukaryota; Viridiplantae; Streptophyta; Magnoliopsida; Fagales; Juglandaceae.
UCUCUGGCUUUCCGAAAUUUAAACUCUUCUCUCCCUUCUCGUUCUCUCUCAAAGCUCCUCCUCUGUUUUAAGCAAUUCUUGUGCGGCUGUGCCUUCAAAAGAUUUAUAGUUCUAUCCAUGGAGACCUCUAACGAAGAUGUUUCUUCUGCUCUCUAUCUAAUCAAGCUUCACCUACUUGGUGAGGUAUCUUCUGUGGCUCUGCCCUGCUUAUCUAAUUCAGACACUGAGGUUUCGUCCUCUCAAUCUCUCUGUUCCCAAACUUCGAGUUCCAACUCCCCCAUGGCGGUCACUAACUUUUCCAGCUCCAACGACCUCUUCGACUCUUUUACCUUCCAGCAUAAUGAAACCGACUUCUUCGGAUUCCGGAAAAGUAUGUGCCUCGCUACGCCUAAAUCCCACCAUUCGAACAACGAUUUCUUUCAAUUCGAAGCCAAUCCCAAAACCCAAACUUCGAUCUCGUACUCCCAAUCAACCCGUGAUUACUAUGCAUUAGAAUCGAAACCGCAAACAAAUCGGACGAAACCCUCGCUGGAGAUCUCGCUUCCGAGCAAAAGCAACGCCAAGUGGAUCCAAUUGGGCAAUCCCAAUCACCAGCCGGAUGCAUCAUUGCUCUCCUCCGUAGAGCAAAAUGCGAGUCUCGAAGCCAAAAAGCACUACAGAGGAGUCAGACAAAGGCCUUGGGGAAAGUACGCGGCGGAGAUCCGAGACCCUAACCGGCGCGGCUCGUGUGUAUGGCUAGGGACCUUCGACACGGCUAUAGAAGCCGCCAAGGCCUAUGACCGAGCCGCAUUCAAGCUCCGUGGUUCGAAAGCGAUCCUCAACUUCCCACUCGAGGUCGGGAACUCGGAUACAACCCCAGAGUCUGGCGAGAGAAAACGACAUCGUGAGCAGGAGGAAGUGAAGGUAGUGGUCGUCAAGAAGGAGAGGUCGACGGAAUCGAAGAAUACGACCGGUACUUCUUCCACGGAUGUCCCAUUAACGCCGUCUAAUUGGAAGGCGGUAUGGGACGGUGAUCUUCAAGGGAUUUUCAGUAUUCCGCCAUUGUCACCGUUAUCUCCUCACCCAUCCUUAGGUUAUCCGUAGCUUACGGUCAUAUGAAUGUUUGGACUUUGAACUCCCACACGUCGCCGUAUUGAUUAUUUUAUUAUUUAUUUAUUAAUGCGAUGUACAUACGACGAAGUUUACCGAGAAGGAUUGUUUCAAAAGAAAACAAAGAAGGAUAAUGUUGUAAAAUAAUAUUGUUGUAAAUAAAUUGUAUGACCAUCUUGAAUUAGCCAUCAAAUGCAUAGUACUAGCAUAGUGAGUUGGCCGAUAUAUGCAUAGUGUAUAGUAUUAACAUAGUACUAGCAUAGUAAGUUGGCCGACAUAUGCAUAGUGCAUAGUACUAGCAUAGUGAGUUGGCCGACAUAUGCAUAGUGCAUACUGUU